Coccidioides immitis RS is the source of this 432-nucleotide messenger RNA. RefSeq lists its product as uncharacterized. The record is from RefSeq and is a predicted model, not a curated record. The coding region runs from base 1 to 432 and encodes 143 amino acids. Lineage: Eukaryota; Fungi; Ascomycota; Eurotiomycetes; Onygenales; Onygenaceae. The transcript has 2 exons.
AUGAUGCCAGCGUCCUGUUUGGGAACCUCUGCUGGAUCACCUCCCAUGGCUUGUUCUGGAGAAGCUCGUUGUCCGCCUCAGACCACCGGGCCCGGUUUGUUCCUUGAUCGCUCAUCCUCUCCUCGGAGUCCGCGCCAACAUGUGGUGGUCCAGACCCUCCUCCAGACCUUCCAGGGCCGGCAGUGGGCGUCGAAAAUAGCCCUCUCUCGCUCCAUCAGUGACUCUGGUCUUUCGCUUACCCUUCGUUCUCGGCUAACAGGGCCUCCUAUGGUAAACGGGGCUGCAAAUGCUCCAAACGUUCCUCCACAACUGGCACCUCAUCGACCUCCUCACCCACCUCAACCGUACGGCGACCCGUCUGUCCCCACCGCCUCCUCCGCUGUUGACGACGUUGUGGAUGCGACUCUCGAGGAGCUACAGGGACAGCCCUAG